AUGGGUCUCAUGCAGAAGAUCGUCAAAAAUGACGCCAUGAAAGAGGACCCCCCCGAGAUUUACGGAUGGAGGGCUUUUGCUCUUGCUUGCUCGGCUUGUUUCGGCGGUUUGAUUUUUGGAGUCGACACUGGAGCCAUUGGUGGUGUCUUGAGAAUGCCUGAGUUCCAGGACCUGUACCGACUGAGCCCGGAGUACGCCACGGAUAACCAGCGGGCCAACCUGAGUGCCAACAUCGUCAGCACUCUCCAGGCCGGAUGUUUCCUUGGCGCCCUCCUCGCGGCUCACGCCGCUGACCGCUUCGGCCGCCGACCCGUUCUCAUCUGGGGUGCUGGUGGUAUCUCUCUCAUCGGUGUGAUUCUGCAAGCUGCGGCUUCCGGUCAUCUCGCACCCAUGUACAUUGGCAGGUUCGUCUCUGGCUUCGGCACCGGCUUUGCGUCCAUGGUCAACCCUCUCUACGUUGCCGAGAACGCUCCUCGUGCUAUUCGUGGUGGUCUUACCGGCAUCUACCAGCUCUUCAUCGUUUUCGGCAUCUUCCUGGCUUACUGGAUCAACUACGGCUGCAUCCAGCACAUCUCUGGUCAGGCUCGUUUCCUCAUCCCACUGGUCUUUCAAGCCAUUCCUCCUCUGCUUUUGAUGAUCAGCAUGUGGCUUUGCAACGAAAGUCCUCGCCAUCUCGCCAAACAAGAUCGCUGGGAAGAGGCCAUGUCGGUUCUGUCCACGAUCCGUGCCCUGCCUCCCACUCACCCUUACGUCGCCAACGAGUUUGCUGCCAUCAAGGCUUCGAUUGAGGAGGAGAACCUCCUUCUUGAUGGCACUACCUGGUGGUCUCUGCAGCGCGAGAUGUGGACGAUUCCCGCCAACAGACGCCGUGCCAUCAUCAGUAUCCUUCUCAUGUUCUUCCAGCAAAUGACGGGUAUCUACGGCCUCGUCAAGCUCAUUGCCGUCGUUGUCUUCCUCAUCUUUGUCGCCGACUCCCUUGGCCGCCGCCGCUCUCUCAUCUGGACCGGUAUCGCCAUGGCCGGAAUGAUGCUCUACAUCGCCAUCUUCAUCCGCGUUACACAGCCCGACCCCAAUUCUGAAGAGGACGUGUCUGCCGCCGGCUACGUUGCCCUCAUCUGCAUCUUCCUCUUUGCCUCGCUCUUCCAGUUCGGGUGGGGCCCCGUCUGCUGGAUCUACGUUUCCGAGAUUGCGACCACCCGUCUCCGUGCCACCAACGUCUCGUACGCCGCCGCCACGCAGUGGCUGUUCAACUUUGUGGUCUCGAGGGCUGUGCCGCCCAUGCUUGUCAACCUCGGAGUCGGCGGUUUCGGCACCUACAUCUUCUUCGCCGGCUGGUGUGUUGUCAUGGUUGUCUUCUGCUGGUUCUUCAUCCCCGAGACCAAGGGUCUCAGCCUUGAGUCGAUGAACGAGCUGUUCGGCAUGACCGAGCCUCUCCGGGCCAAGGACAACGAGACUGCCUCGGUUGACAAUGGAUCUCGGAGCGACCGGAAGGAGAUCACUGAGACGCCUACUGUUGCUCAGGUGGACCAGGCUGAGACUCCUGGAAACAACACUCGGGCUAUGUAA
Messenger RNA from Verticillium dahliae VdLs.17, 1566 nucleotides. RefSeq names its product quinate permease. Bases 1 to 1566 code for a protein of 521 amino acids. Gene Ontology annotation, molecular function: carbohydrate:proton symporter activity. The transcript has 5 exons. NCBI's taxonomy places the organism in Eukaryota, Fungi, Ascomycota, Sordariomycetes, Glomerellales, Plectosphaerellaceae. Gene Ontology annotation, cellular component: membrane. Gene Ontology annotation, biological process: carbohydrate transport; transmembrane transport. The record is from RefSeq and is a predicted model, not a curated record.